Molecule: messenger RNA, 2363 nt
Organism: Phyllopteryx taeniolatus (common seadragon)
Lineage: Eukaryota; Metazoa; Chordata; Actinopteri; Syngnathiformes; Syngnathidae
Product: TPA-induced transmembrane protein
Exons: 7
Coding region: 295-1038 (247 amino acids)
Source: RefSeq, a predicted model, not a curated record
GAGCGCAGGUGUUGUCGUGUGAGCGAAACCCGCUCUUCUCCCAGGCUCACCUGUCAGGAAGUUUCAGUGACACUGUGGAACAUCGUGUUUCUCGUGUGUGUUCGAAACCUACCCGUGUCUCUUUAGUCGGACCGAGCCCAGGAGUUGUCCCACAUUGCUUCCACCAUUUGGCGGAGACGUUUACGACCACCCGCAGAAAGUUCGGUUACGUAGUAGUACUACUAGAGAUAUUUCCGGGUUCGAACUUUUUUUUUUUUUUUUUUUUUUGGGGGGGAAUUUUGCUUGUUGGGCAAUAUGGAUAUUGAGAUGGAGACCGUUAAAACGAACGGGAACGACACCGUGGCACAUUUGGGAACCACGGGGACCGGUGACAAUCACGCUGACAGAUGCCACAGCACCACCGAGAGAAGCGUGUUGCUGGGCGCUCAGAACGGUCAGAACGGCGAGACGAUGCGUUCAGGACGUCUGGCAACUGAGGAGGGUGCGGUGUACAGGGUGAAGAGGGAGCUGAGCGAGGCGGUGUGCGGCAAAGUGCGCCUGUGGAUGCUGCUCGCUUUGCUCGCCGUCCUCAUCGCAGCCGUCGUCCUCCUCUCUCUGGCCGUGUGCUCAGCCGUUCGCGAGGACCCGGACGAGAAGUUCGACCGGUCUUCGUUCCGAGUCGCUCGCCUCUUCAACGGCAGCUUCCGUCUGCCCGGCCUCGCGUUCGCCGAGGACCUCCUCAGCAUUUCCUCCGAUCGGAGCCGAGCCCUCGCCAGCGACCUGGAGGGCAAGCUGUCAGGCCUGUACAGAUCUUCCCCUGCGCUCGGACGCUACUUCUCCAAAGCGGAAAUUUACGCUCUCCGGAACGACUCGGUGAUCGCCGAGUACCAGCUGACGUUCGUCAUGCCCGAGGAGCACGAGGAGCAGCUGCGGAGCUUCACGCUGAGCAGGGAGAUGGUGUACAACGUGCUCAGACAGUUCCUCUCCGAUCAGCAGGAUAGCGACGCCUCCGCCGCGUCCUCUUUGUACAUCGACCCUGUUUCCCUCAAGUUGUCAUGAGGUGGGUUGUUUUGCCUGCUUGUUCUCCAAAGUGCACAUGACGGCACAAGUGCGGGCAACCACGCAGUCACACAUUUGCGGCAUACAAAUCAUCUUCGACGACCAAGCAUUAGCGUGUAAAUGUCAUUAUUUAUAGAGACGUAAAGGAGGUACACCUGCACAAUGUCAAGCGAUCGUUAUUAGGAGUCAGGCUCGGGUUACACCCUGGGGUGGUCGCCAGGCGGUCACGGGGCAAGUGUACGCCAACAAGUGUUCACACUCACAUGGACAAUUUAGUCGACAAAUAACCUAGCAUGCAUGUUUUGGGGAGUCAAACCCAGAUCUCCUGAUUGCAAGGCAGUCAUUCUUACCACUUGAUCAUCGUGCUGUAAACAAAAUAAACACACACAAAAAAAAAAUAAAUAAAAAUAUAUAUAUAUAUAUAUAUAUACAUAUUUUAAAAAAUCAUUCACUCAAUUGUAAUAAAUAUAUUUAUACGUACUUAAUAAUAAUAAUAUAAUACUGGAUUGUUCGUUUUCCAAAGAAUUGAGUUGAAAGCUCAUUGCGAGCUCACAUCAGUUAGAUUGUGCCGGUGUACCUCAUGAAUGUAUGUCCAAAGCGGCUGGGUUUAGUUUGCUGUCGCAUACACGUAUGACAGCUUUGACAUUCAUAUGAACGCGUGGGAUCAGUGUCAUGUAAAACAGAGUAUUAUUGUCUUUGUAAAGGCGAGUUGUGUGUAUAUUUUAAAAAAGCUUUUUAUGAUAUUAACUGGUGAAUAUUAGCGAGAGGAUGGCCUUCGAGUACAUGAUAACGAUCCCUCUUUUUGUUGUAAACUGGAGGAUUGCUGACUCCAUUUUGGAAGUGUUUUUCUUGUGGUGGAACAACAGAGGGCGCAGAUAGAUGUUUCCUGUACACUAUGUCUAUUUCUGUCUAUUUCUGCUCACUGACAAAUGGACCAGUAAAUCCUCACACACUUUUUAUUCUUAAGAAAAUCCUCACAAAAUGUGGAUUUACAUGUUAUUCCUGUCCAAUGACUAAAAUGCAAGUCCACAUUAAAAAAAAAAAAAAAACCAAAUUAUUAUGAUUUAAUCUCGUAGGUAUUGUCCCUUGCUGUGUUAGCAUCAAGGGACAAAGUCACUCACUCUGACCGUAAUCCCGCCAAAAACCUAUUUUGCCGCUGACAUGUUUGUCUGCGCCACUCACCGCAUUCAACGUGUUUAUGCCAAAUUGUCGGGAACAAACAUCCCGAUGCUAUUUUGUUUUCAUCAAACUAGUUACCACAUCAUCGUCCAGACCGAUUGAGGUUGUUCUUGACAGUUCCCAUUAAAGGCCUCAUGUGUGCCGAC